AUGUCGCCUCCUGUUCCCCCGGACACCCGUUUUGCUCGCCCUAGCGCGAGCAGCGACAGCACCGGCAGCGUCACCCUCCACGAUGCCCAUGUUCAGACUGGGGAUAGGUCUUCUAUUCGACGUUGGUUCAACAGCAUGCGCAUAGCUGUCUUCCCCAAGGGCGUACAAAAGCAACUGGACACCUCAGGCGGAAAGGACUCUCAGACUCUUCAGACCUUCCCUUGCCCUGUGUCCUCUAAUGAGUGUGUCGCCGACAUCGAACCUGGUAUCACGGUCGAACCCGCUACCGUCUCGAGGCAUGUUGCCCGUGAUCAACAAACUUCUUCUGUUCCUGCUUCCACUCCCGCCUUCGCUUUCGCCUCCGUUUCCGUCCCCACCAAGUUUGGUUGGUGCAUGUCAGCCUAUGAACAAGCAAUGGCCGCGCCGACACCCUCGUCAGAGAGUACUGACCCCAAAGACCACGAAAUGACGUUAGCUGAGCCAGCAAAAGGCAAACGCAAUCGCCGACCUCGCCAACCGACCAUGAUCACUCCCGCCGUGUUGGACAAGAUCGCCAAGGACAACAAGAAGCACCAGGGAGCCACGGCCGCCCGGGAGAUAGAGGUCAGGAAUAGCAGUAUGGGAGUUUCUUCGUCGAGUUCACGUGCGAGAGGAGUUCAGGCAAGCCCGAUGAGGUGGUCACAAGACUAG
Molecule: messenger RNA, 690 nt
Organism: Alternaria postmessia
Lineage: Eukaryota; Fungi; Ascomycota; Dothideomycetes; Pleosporales; Pleosporaceae
Exons: 1
Coding region: 1-690 (229 amino acids)
Source: RefSeq, a predicted model, not a curated record